Aspergillus fijiensis CBS 313.89 is the source of this 1720-nucleotide messenger RNA. RefSeq lists its product as uncharacterized. The coding region runs from base 458 to 1324 and encodes 288 amino acids. NCBI's taxonomy places the organism in Eukaryota, Fungi, Ascomycota, Eurotiomycetes, Eurotiales, Aspergillaceae. The transcript is spliced from 2 exons. The record is from RefSeq and is a predicted model, not a curated record.
AGCUCUCGACCUCGUCCAUUGCCAGCUCUAUUCCAUCUUCUUUUCCGUGGAAUCUCUCGCUCGGAUCGGCUUUGUGUGGUACUGGAAAAAUCAGCACUUCUCACUUCAUUGGCCCACCAUCCUCAGCAACACACGUUAAUUGUUUCGCGCCAUCAGGGCAGAGAGAUCGAAGCCAUCGGAUUCGCAUUGCCAGGAACACAUUCAGCGGCUUCCGGAGCCCCUUGACCAGACUUUGUCAAUCUUCUUGACUAUUAUCUCCGACUAAAGCGACACCGCCUCCAGCAACUUCAUUAUCCAAUUCCACAAUCACCGAAAUUUAUCAGCGAUCCAGUCUCCGACAUCCUACUGUCCCGUACAGCCUACAGAAGCAUCUCCGUCCCGACAACCACCCGCAAUCAACCUCUCUCGUCAUCACCUCCCAAAUCACCUCCCAGCCGCUUCUUUCAGUCACUUCACCAUGGAAGACACGACAUCCACCACAAUCCGGCCCUCAGCGGCCACCACAAAUCCUCCAAGCGUCGAGAACGCCUACAAGCGCAAAUGCCUUGCCCUGAAGAAGCGCCUCAACGAGAUCGAGGAAGAGAACGAACAGAUGCGCGUCCGCAACCGGCGCGGCUGGCAGUACAUCCAGAAGAUGCGCCUGGAGUCGUGCAUCUUGCUCGAGCGCCUGGCCAAGGUCACCGGCAUGACCGAGGAGGCGUCCUCGCAGGCAGGGGCCGCCGCCAACCCGGAACUCCGGGCCCGCGCCGUCGCGCUGAUGAGCAACGCCUCGGCGUUGAAUGGGCUGGCCGCAUCGUCGGAGGGUAAGAAUGGGGCCGCUGGCGGCGGUGGCGGCGCGUAUCUGGAUGAUGAGACGGAGGGGAGUUCAGAUGAGCAGCCUCCUACUCCCCAAGAACGACCUCUCCGCGUCAAACGAUCCCGAAAAUCCAACCUCCCCGACGGCGUCGGCGCCGACGAUGAAGGCAGCACCGCCGCCGCCGGAGCUACCAGUAACAAUGCUGCCGACAACGGCGACAACAACACCGAUAACAACGGCACCCUGCCCCGGCUGGCCCCCGCCCCGUCCCAGGACGAUCUGAGCUCCACGUUUCGGCUUGGGGCCGGCCAGCACCCAGAAUCCGAUGAGCGCGGCACGAGUCAGAAUCCGGAAUCCGGCUCGAGAACCCGUCGAGCCUCUAACGCUGCCGCCGCUGCCGCGGAUGACGAUGAUGACGACGCCGCAGCUGAGGGAGAGGAGAAUGAGAACGAGGCUGGUGACGCAUCAGUGGAACCCUCCUCGACGCCGAUGGAUGUGGAUGUCAAGGAACCGAAGGAGGAGAGCUAGGGACAAGCUAUGCGACUUCUUCUUCAACUCAAAUUAAUCUUCACAAUUUCCUCAUCUUUCUGGGUCUCGAGUAUCUCCAUCUCCCCACCUCCCCUUUUCUCUAAUUGUAUAAACAAGGGCUACGGAGCGGGAGACAAAUCUCAAAACAAACUUCAAAAGACCAUCAUCCAUGGCUUGCUAUAUCUUCUUCUCUUCUUGACUGACUGGUGACCUGAAAACUGGUUUUAUUUGCUCUGUGAGUGUUAAACUUGCGCGAAACCAAUUGGUUUUAGAAUUGGGGAAACUGGAGCUUUUUUUUUCUCGUGUUGGGUUGUUUUUACCUUCUGUGUCGGAUGCUUAACCUCUUACCUAUUUUGCCUAUCCACCUACUUACCUUAUCCGCUUCUUGCCUCGAGG